This is a messenger RNA of Pseudo-nitzschia multistriata, 1265 nucleotides long. The record is from the annotation of a GenBank genome assembly. NCBI's taxonomy places the organism in Eukaryota, Bacillariophyta, Bacillariophyceae, Bacillariales, Bacillariaceae.
GAGCAAUCGAUUUUUCCGAUGAGAAGAUGAUCGCGACAAUUAUCUUCACUAUCACGAUUAUCGCUUGUCGCUCUGUCUCUUCCGCAUUUCCGUAUAAUAGAAGUAAAGGGCCCUCUUUCUAAACCGAUAACAAAAGAAAGAACUAGGGGUGAUGUUGGCCUUGAAGAAGAAACGCGAGGCAGAAAAGAAAAAGGCGGAAGAAGAAGCUAAGGCGGCUGUGGCUGCUCCCAGCGUCAGCGCUCCGUCCGAGAGCACUGAGGAGGGCGGUGGGCAGGUGUCCUUGUUCGGAAUCGGUGGUCAAAAAAAGACCAAGAAAGGCGAAUCUUCGGCGACCAAAAAGACUCCUGGAGAAAUCCGUAUACAGAAGGGUAGGUUCGUUUCGUUUCGUUUCGUUUUCACGCCGCCACCUUGUAUUUCCUUUCAAAUCCUCGACUCUCACACUCAAUCGCUUGUCUGGCUCUGGUCGGUCAAAUGGCACCACCGUUGUCUCGAUGCAUCCGAACACACAAUUUUUAUUUUCUCACAAUCAAAAUGAAAUCACUUCACAUCCAUGAAUAAAUCGAAAAAUCUUCUAUUCAAUAUGUGAUCGAUUGUGAUUUCACAACCAAAAUCGUCUUUGUUUCAGACAUUGGAGAGUUGGACGGAGGAAAGGUAGCUGAGGUCACCUUUCCAAAACCAAAUGAUCUAACCAGUUUCAAUGUUUCUAUAACCCCCGAUACCGGCUACUGGAAGGGUGCAAGGUAUGAAUUCGAAUUUAAGGUACCUGCCCAUUACCCCCAUUCCCCGCCGAAGGUUGAGUGCAAGACGAGCAUCUACCACCCGAACAUUGAUUUGCAGGGCAAGGUUUGCUUGAAUAUUUUGCGCGAAGACUGGAGACCUGUAUUGGACAUCAAUGCGGUCAUUUACGGUUUGAUAUAUUUGUUCUACGAACCAAAUCCGGACGAUCCAUUGAACCACGAGGCUGCCGAUCUGUUCCGAAAGGACAUCCAGAGUUUCGAGCGGCUCGUCAACCGAACACUUCGUGGUGGUACACUAGAUGGAGUAACUUUCGAGCGAUUGGUCUAGACGAGCAAUGGACAAAGCGAGAGAGAGAGAGAGCAACGGAAAACAGUACCGAGGAAACUUAUGGCGAAUCGCACUGAAUAGCAAAUUUUGACCGAAAGCAACCAGAUCUUUGACGGUGUAAAACAAAAUGUACAAACUAGAACCAAGAUGCAAAUAAGGAUAUUAUAAUACUAUAAUAUUUGUGCCAUGAGCUUUUUAAC